UGUUUUAAACAAUACAAUGUGAGUAUAACAUGACAUUUUAGAGGGGCCAAGAUGCUUACCACUUAUGACUUGUUCCAGCAAUGUUUUCUCUUUUCAGACGAAGAUCGGUGUAUAAAGAAAUGGCACUAAUAUGAAAGAUAGAACUUGAUUGAAAUCGUGAUGAUUUCCUAGUUUCUCUUUCUGCAGGUGAAGUUGACGAUAACAUUGGACUUUGGAUCAGAUACGUAUGUUAAUUCCUAGAAGAUUCCUUUUACACGUUUGGCAAAUUGAACAGAUCUCGUGGAGAGUGGGGCUGAAGGCGUUUAUACAAAAGAGAAGAAAGAUAGCUUCAAAAGGAUAAAGGAAAAAGAUACGUCUCUUUUAGAUUUCAUUGCUGUUUAUGAAGAUUCUAUUAAAUGACUCAAACUACAGUACUUGAAAAAGUUUAAUUUACGCACAAUUGAGAAUGAUAGGUAUGUAUAUGGACUGAUAUGGUUAAUGAGAGAAUGAAUGGCGAUCAUUUCAAUUUCAACCAUCGGAGAGUACCGUAUCUAAUCGGAAGAAAUGCAUCCAAUUGAUCCAAUCACAUCCGGUAAAUUGUUGCCCGCCGUUUUGAAAUUUUACGAUUAAUAACCGUUAAAAUUUUCGCUCUUCUGUUGCCCUUUGUAAACACGACUAGUGCUCGCAAAAUCGUUUGAAAUUUUGACAAAAUACCAAGUUUAUGGUAUCGAUAUGUCUAGAAAAGGAAAAAAAGUUGGUUUUGAUGUAGGGGACGCAGUUAUGGCCCGAUGGCCGGGCAGUAAGCUUUGGUACGAAGCUGUUGUUUUAUCGACAAAUUAUGAAGAAGAUGUAUUUCAAAUUAGAUUUCCAGAUGGGCAGGAAAAUGAAGUUCCUUACUCGCACAUAGCGAAACCAUCCCGGUUCAGAGCUCGUUCAUCUUCACCAAGCCGAAAGCGUAAAACAUCACCUGGAAGACGUAGACGAUCUAGAUCAAAAUCUCCAUCUAGGAAGAAAGAAAUUUCACCUAAGAUACAAUCUCUCAUAAGAUCUCCAGGACGUCCAAAACCUGUUUCAUCACAAAAGAAAUUGACAGCUAGUGACUUAGAUGAAAAACCAAGUGUGAAUGAUGGAACUACCACCAUAACUACUGAAGACAAAGAUAUCAGCAAGCUCUACAUUGGUAAACAAUUUGAACCCAUAGUUACAAGAUCUGCCCUAAAGCAGCUUGAAAAGCAUGGUGUUGAUGCACAAGGUCUACUAAAGGGUCUUGGGGAAGAGCUUAGUGAAAGGGAACCCCAUGUGAAACCAGGCUAUGCUUUUGGAGGACCUAUUGGUGUGUUUAUUUUGAUGGUGUUUCUUCCUUGUGUUCUCUUUGGCACAUAUCUUUAUUGCUAUGAGAGAAAAUGUUAUUAUAUUGCUGGGAUUUUGCUGAAUCCUAAGAAGAAGCUGCCUUCCAUGAUUGAAUUCCUUGACCCCAGAGCUGCAGGUCUAGUUUAUGGUUGGGUUUUAUUUCAAGCUUUCUUGAGCAUUUUACCUUUAGGAAAGGUGGUGGAAGGACGUCCUUUGCACAAUGGUAGUCGACUGAAGUAUCGUCUUAAUGGUCUUUAUGCUCUGUUCAUCAGUGUAGCCACAUUUUGGGCAGGCUUUUAUUUCAAACUUCCCAUCGCACAAUUUAUCCGUGACAAAUUCCUUGCUCUUAUGACGCAUGCACUGUUGCUAUCAUUGGCUGUUAGCAUCUAUCUACUUAUUAAGAGUUCUAUAGAGAAUACUGGACUGUCAACGCUUGGUAACACAGGAAACCUAAUUUAUGACUUCUUUAUGGGGCGACAGUUAAACCCUCGAAUUGGAAACUUGGAUUUAAAGUUUUUUUGUGAAAUGCGUCCUGGACUCAUUGCUGUGGUCAUAAUUGAUUUUUCAAUUAUGUUGUAUUCUCAAAUGGACUCAGAAAAAAUCAAUGGCACUCUUCUUCUUUUCUGCAUUUUUCAUUUUAUUUAUGUAGCAGAUGCUCUUUGGUUUGAAGCUGCAAUCCUAUCAAGUCCAGAUAUUACAACUGAAGGAUUUGGUUUUAUGUUUGCGUUUGGUGGUCUUGUAUGGGUUCCCUUUAUCUUCUCGCUGCAAUCUCGAUACAUUGCUCAACAAAAUUACACAAUUUCCCCAUAUCUUGUUGUAUUUGUCUGUAUCUUGAACACUAUUGGAUUUGUUGUUUAUCGCGUGGCAAACCUGCAGAAAGAUCUUUUCCGUCGAAAUUCAAAUCAUCCUGCUGUAGAACAUCUGGAAUCCAUGGUAACAAACGUACCUGGUUAUCGUCUCCUUAUUACUGGUUGGUGGGGCUAUGUACGUCAUCCAAAUUAUCUUGGUGAUAUUAUUAUGGCAAUCGCUUGGUCCUUAACUUGUGGUUUUAGUCACUUCGUGCCAUAUGUUUAUCCUGUCUACCUUACGAUUCGAUUGCUUUAUCGUAUUUAUCGUUUUGAAGCUCUGUGUCGUGUGAAGUACGGUGCCUCUUGGGAUGAAUAUUGUCUUCGUGUGCCGUAUCGUCUUAUUCCAAAUAUCUUUUAAACGCUCGUUGUAUGAUCAUAUUGAAAAGAUAUCCUCUCUAAAAAACAUCACUAAAAUGUUUUAUGUCUUUUCAAAGACCAACACUGAACGUAUCCGAGAUUUUAUCUCUGUAUCUUUUACGUGUGAAAUGUGGUUUUACUAUGAGAUUCUCCAACUCUGGCAUACAUCAAUCGUACUUGAGAAUCAAAAGACGAUGAAUAUAUAUAUGAUCAUUGGGAUAUUGUUCUCUGGGAUUUUAACAAGGAUUUUAUUUAAUUUGUGUACAUACUAGCAGUAAAUUAGAAUGGAUGUUUUUAAUUUUUUUAUCUCUACAAGACUACAACCACCAUAAUGUACAAAUAGAUAAUGAUUUCUCCAUUAGAAAGUAAGUUUUAAAUCGUCACUUCGCGUAAUAAAAUAUACAUGUAACGAA
Messenger RNA from Xenia sp. Carnegie-2017, 2947 nucleotides. Its product is annotated as delta(14)-sterol reductase TM7SF2-like. The record is from RefSeq and is a predicted model, not a curated record. Gene Ontology annotation, biological process: sterol biosynthetic process. Gene Ontology annotation, cellular component: endoplasmic reticulum membrane; nuclear inner membrane. Lineage: Eukaryota; Metazoa; Cnidaria; Anthozoa; Malacalcyonacea; Xeniidae. Gene Ontology annotation, molecular function: oxidoreductase activity, acting on the CH-CH group of donors, NAD or NADP as acceptor.